AUGUCACGAAAUAUCUGCGAGUCUCUGUUGGAAUUAGCGAGACCAAAAGAUAAUGACCGGUUUAUGCGACUUGAGGACACUCUUCUCGACGAUGAAGAGGCGAACGAAGUUACCCUGCGAAUGUACGACCUGAUAAGCUCCACUUAUCCGGUGGAAGUCCCCGAUCAUACCAGCCACUGCAAGGCUUUGGAAGAGAGUUUGGAGUACAAGAUAACACUGCGUGAAGGGGACCCCGAGGAGACAGAUCAAGAAUAUCUGGAUCGAAUGGAUCGUGUGCAUACCUGGCCGGCGUACAGCACCGCCGCCGAAGCAAAAUGGAUAUGGAGAGCUCAGGUGACAAUCAGGCCAAUGAAGCUUCUCCAUAUAUCUGGAGGAUACGACUUUGCGGGUGUCUUAGGUGGAGGGAAUUGGUCGUUCAGGCCCAAGGAUUUCUACCAGUAUUCGUGA
Aspergillus melleus is the source of this 447-nucleotide messenger RNA. RefSeq lists its product as uncharacterized. The record is from RefSeq and is a predicted model, not a curated record. Lineage: Eukaryota; Fungi; Ascomycota; Eurotiomycetes; Eurotiales; Aspergillaceae. The transcript has a single exon. The coding region runs from base 1 to 447 and encodes 148 amino acids.